Messenger RNA from Dendrobium catenatum, 1484 nucleotides. RefSeq names its product metacaspase-1. Gene Ontology annotation, molecular function: cysteine-type endopeptidase activity. Lineage: Eukaryota; Viridiplantae; Streptophyta; Magnoliopsida; Asparagales; Orchidaceae. The transcript has 5 exons. The coding region runs from base 208 to 1287 and encodes 359 amino acids. Gene Ontology annotation, biological process: proteolysis. The record is from RefSeq and is a predicted model, not a curated record.
CUCUCCCAAAUUUGUUUAAGUUAGAUCCGAACCUAAUAAUUUCUACUCGUGCUGCUACCGGAAGAAUCAUAAAACCCAACUGCCCUUUCCUACCGAAAUCCUGUUCCCACGCCCCGCGUCAAAGUUCCACCCCCGCUGCGAUCCCCGAAGCUGAUCGAAUCCCAUCUUCUAGACCUCGCCGGAGUCGAUCACCGCUGAAUUCCGGCCAUGAUGAUGCUUGUAGACUGCUCUGGUUGCCGGACGCCUCUUCAGCUCCCGCCCGGGGCUAAAUCAAUCCGCUGCGCCAUAUGCCGUACCGUCACCCAAAUCGCCGAUCCCCGCAGCCUACCCCCGCCAUCCCAAAGCAGCCAUCCCUCCGCAUCUCCGCCGCCGCAUCGCCCCCCUCCGCCGCCGCAAUCCAUCGUUCCGCCAUCGCCUCACGGCCGGAAGCGGGCGGUGAUCGUCGGGAUCUCGUAUCGGUACUCCCGGCACGAGCUCAAGGGUUGCAUAAACGAUGCCAACUGCAUGAAGUAUCUCCUUAUUAACCGAUUCCACUUCCCCGAGUCCUCCAUCAUCGAACUCACAGAAGAUCAAACCGAUCCGUACAAAAUUCCGACCAAACACAACAUAAGGAUGGCGUUGUACUGGCUUGUACAGGGUUGUCAACCUGGGGACUCCUUGGUGUUUCACUACUCAGGGCAUGGAUCACAGCAGAGAAAUUAUAACGGAGAUGAGGCUGAUGGAUAUGAUGAAACUAUUUGUCCUCUGGACUUUGAAACUCAGGGGAUGAUUGUUGAUGAUGAGAUAAACGCCACUAUUGUUAGGCCACUCCCUCAUGGUGUUAGGCUUCAUGCCAUAAUAGAUGCCUGUCAUAGUGGAACGGUCCUUGAUCUUCCAUUCCUUUGCAGAAUGAACAGAACCGGACAAUAUGUGUGGGAAGACCAUCGUCCAAGAUCUGGCAUCUGGAAAGGUACAAGUGGUGGGGAAGCAAUCUCCUUCAGUGGCUGUGAUGAUGAUCAAACAUCCGCUGAUACUUCAGCUCUUUCAAAAGUCACUUCAACAGGUGCAAUGACAUACUGCUUCAUCCAAGCCAUCGAGAGGGGACAUGGGUCUACUUAUGGAACUAUACUCAACUCGAUGCGGUCAACCAUCCGAAGUACUGGUGAUUCAGUGGGUGGGGGCCCUCUUACUUCAGUCCUCAGCAUGCUUAUUACAGGAGGUAGCUUAAGCGGUGGCGGCUUGAGACAGGAACCACAGCUAACCGCUUAUGAAAUGUUCGAUGUUUACAUGAAGCCAUUCUCUCUUUAGCAGCCCUAGGUUUAUCUACAUUUUUUGUUCAUAAUAGCAAUCAUUCGCCUGUCAUUUCCUUCUAAUUUACUGAUUUUUGUGUUCGCUGUGAAGGACCUGUUUAUCUAUUCUGUGUGAACCACCAUUCAUUAGAAAAACGGCUAUGUACAUAAUUUUAUGGAGUUUUCUGAAGAAAUUUAUUCGAGUCAGUUUAUUUA